Messenger RNA from Acanthosepion pharaonis, 612 nucleotides. Lineage: Eukaryota; Metazoa; Mollusca; Cephalopoda; Sepiida; Sepiidae. The record is from the annotation of a GenBank genome assembly.
AUGGCCAGAUUCGUCGAGGUGAAGGCAGACACCCGUGAAAUGGGACAGAUUACAAGCGCCAGUCGCCUGCGCUCGCCCGAAACCCUUCAACAACUCUGUCAAACAUUGAACUUUCUUUCUUUCUUUCUUUCUUUCUUUCUUUCUUUUUCUUUUUCAUUCACCUUCUUCUUGACUUCUUUAUUUCUGUUAUUCAACCAAUCGCACGCAGUUUUUCACAAUCGCUUGGCGCAAUCAGUCUAUCUUUGUUCUCCCUCUUUCCGAUACACUUCUAUCUUCGAUUUAUUGCUCGUCACUAAACCGACCGCUUCACGCUCUUCCCCUGUCUUCUCGCCGACCUCGCGUCAAUUCUGGGAGUCCAAUUCAAAACACGCUCAUUCUCACAAUCGCAAGAUACGAAUUAUCUUCUCUUCUAUUUAUCCGUUACCUUCGACCCGAUUCUUCGCGGUAUCACAUCUUCUCUUGUCAUUCCCUUUUCUACCCCGUUAUGUGCACCCUAUCAGGCUAAAGGUCGCUGCUUGCUGUCUAUAUAACAUCGGAUAUGUACGGGUCUUGUCGGUCAGAUUCAGUCAAAUCACUCAAGCAAGAAUCACUCACGAUCGCCUGUCUGUUUAG